CGCAGGGCUAACUCAUAUCGACUUGCAAUGCAAGCAUACUCAACCAGUCGCAAUGAUGGCGUACUAUGUUCAGUCGAAAUCGUGGGGCGAAUACCUCAGCUCGGGAGAACAUCACAGCAUGCGCUUCGGAGAGAGAGCUCGCGCGGCCAACAGGCUGCUUGUAAGUACGAAUCUGCCGUGGCGGGUGCUGGAAAGUGGACUACACCGUGUACCACUUCGUUGUGGCAAUGGCGGUGCACGGAAGUGUCGCACUGAAGGUUUGGUGGAUGCAGCUUGCUUCUUGGAAAGCGCAGCAACUCCGAUGUCGCAAGUCCUUGCUCUGGUCGUAGGUGGGGCGGAGAACCCGGUGUUACGAUUGACUAGUGUAACCCAGAGAGGGCAAAGGAGUCUUGGUGGACUCGAGGGUUGCGAUGAUAAGGAGUCGACCUUGAAGCAGACAGAGAUGGAGGAGGGAGAAUGGGAUUUUCUCGGAUGUGUACUGAAAGCUUGGAGGCUGCAUGUCCUAAAGAGACUUUUCCAGGAGUCUCAGGCAAAGACUCGAGCAAAGCGGAUUUUGCUCCACAGUUUGCGGCAGAGUUUCAGGGCUUGGCGGCAGCUGGUGCAGGACUCUGUGUCCUUGAGAAGAAAGGAGAUAGAGAAACAAUUGCACCUGCGGGAAGUAAGGGCUAAAGCAGACCGCCUAUUGCGGAAACAUAAUGUGGCUCGGCUCGGGCACCUUUUCCGAUCCUGGAGAACGCGAAAUGCGACCUUGAGAAGUGUGCGGUUGCUGCAGCAGAACCAGGUUCGGAAAUGCAUUUCGCAAGUUCUACAGGCAUGGCAGAAGUAUGCAGCGGAGAUGACGAAAGCGGCAGUGAAUCUCAAGACGUUUCGCGAUGCUUCAGAUAGAAGACUUACGUGCAAGUGCAUAGAGUCAUGGCGGAAAGCGUUGAACACAGAAGUCAAAAGGACAAGAAAGAUGGAAAAGGUGAUGGCGAAGUACGCAUCGAGCAAGCUAGGAGAAAAGGUACUCAGGCAUUGGAACGAAUAUGCGGCUUGCAGGUCUCAGGGACGACGAUUGCUGUUGAAGGCUAUGGAGAAGUGCGCUCAAAUGGUGGAUAGGGUCCUUACAGAGAAUUUGCUUAAGGGGAUUCUGAGAGAAUGGAAUGCGUGUUCGAGGGAAAGGAUUUGAACUUGUGAUCUGUUUGUCAAUAAUUACAUGUGUACCAUUCAGCCAAUCGGUGUGGAAGGUAAAGGUGCAGAAAAAUAGAAGACCAAUCGGGUUAUUUAAAAAAGAAAAAAAAAGGCCCAAUUAAUGGGAAACAAAGUGGGUUACAUUUC
Molecule: messenger RNA, 1317 nt
Organism: Chara braunii
Lineage: Eukaryota; Viridiplantae; Streptophyta; Charophyceae; Charales; Characeae
Source: the annotation of a GenBank genome assembly